AUGUCCAUGCCACACUCAAGAUGGACAUUAACGCAACAUAUUCAUGGACGGACUCUCAAGUGACUCUCAUGUGGAUCAAAACACACUCACCUUGGCGCACAUCAGGCAAUCAUGUUGGAAAUUGCGGUGUGAGGUGUGUGCUCGACAAAGGGGGAUUCGUGCACAUCAACUUAUGGGCCAACUACCUCUGCCUCGGGCCACACCCUCACGUGCAUUUCCACACUGGCAUUGAUUAUGCUGGUACCAUUGCCCAUUGCUCACCAAGACCAAGCUCAACAAGACCAAGCUCAACAAGACCAAGCUCAACAACCAUAGGAGUGGACUCAUCAUCAACCUCAUUGCUGAUGGCGGGCGGAAAUGUUUGA
Vollenhovia emeryi is the source of this 365-nucleotide messenger RNA. RefSeq lists its product as uncharacterized. The record is from RefSeq and is a predicted model, not a curated record. NCBI's taxonomy places the organism in Eukaryota, Metazoa, Arthropoda, Insecta, Hymenoptera, Formicidae. The transcript has 2 exons. The coding region runs from base 21 to 365 and encodes 114 amino acids.